This is a messenger RNA of Melospiza georgiana, 6661 nucleotides long. It is a transcript of the gene NES, whose product is annotated as nestin. The coding region runs from base 31 to 5910 and encodes 1959 amino acids. NCBI's taxonomy places the organism in Eukaryota, Metazoa, Chordata, Aves, Passeriformes, Passerellidae. Gene Ontology annotation, cellular component: intermediate filament. The transcript has 6 exons. The record is from RefSeq and is a predicted model, not a curated record. Gene Ontology annotation, molecular function: CCR5 chemokine receptor binding; intermediate filament binding. Gene Ontology annotation, biological process: positive regulation of intermediate filament depolymerization.
UCCCCGCCUUCCCCUCCUCAUCCUCCCACGAUGGCCAUGCUGAGCGCGGAGAGUUUGGCGGCGCCCAGAGCCCUGGGAGAGGAAUCGCUGCAGAUGUGGGACCUCAACAAGCGCCUGGAGGCCUACCUGGCCCGCGUGAAGUUCCUGGAGGAGGAGAACGAGGUGCUGCGAGCCGAAAUCCAGAGCAGCAAGAGCGGCCGGGCGGGGGAAUCGUGGAGGGCCAAGUACGAGGAGGAGCUGCGAGCGCUGCGGGAUGCGCUGGAUGUCGCCUUCAGGGACAAAUGCACGGCCGAGCUGGCCAGGGACAACCUCUACGAGGAGGUGCAGCAGGUGAGGAGCAGGUGCCAGAAGGAGCAGGCAGCCCGAGAAGCAGCCAAGAAGGAGCUGUCCUUGAGCAGGAAGGAGCUGGAGGAGGAGAGGAGAGCGCAGAUCUGGCUCAAGGAGAGAGCGGCGCAGCUGGAGAAGGAGGUGGAAGCCCUGCUGGAGGUGCACGAGGAGGAGAAAGCGGGGCUGGACCAGGAGAUCGCCACUUUCUCGCACAGCCUGGAGAGUUUCCGCUGUGCCCCCGUGGCCCUGCAGCCCGUGGAGGUGGAGGAUUACUCCAAGAGGCUCUCGGAGAUCUGGAAAGGGGCGGUGGAGACCUACAAGGCAGAGGUGGCUCAGCUGGAAGGUUCCCUGUGCCAGGCCAAGGAGAACCUGUGGAAGGCGGUGGAGGACAACCAGCAGAGCCAGCUGCAGCUGCAGCACCUGGAGAAGGACCUGGCGGGGCUCAAAGCUCGCAAGGAGAUGCUGGAGGAGAGCCUGGCCCGGCAGUGGCAGGAGCAGCGCGGGGAGGCGGAAAAGUUCCAGCUGGCCAUGGAGGCCCUGGAGCAGGAGCAGCAGAGCCUGCGGGUGCAGAUCGCGCGGGUGCUGGAGGACAGGCAGCAGCUGAUGCACCUCAAGAUGUCCCUGAGCCUGGAAGUGGCGACCUACAGGACCCUGCUGGAAGCCGAGAGCAGCCGCCUGCAGGUGCCCGCCGGGGAAUUCAGGGUGACAAACGGGCUGAGAGAUCUCAAACUGGAGCUGGGCAGCAGCAAAGCAUCGCCAGCGAGCCCCGAGGCCAGGCGGGUGCUGCCCUGCACCCCCUUGCCCAGGGUGACCAAACACGCCCAAAGUGCCACCCUGACACCCCAAAGCGCCAGGGAGCUCCAGAAAAUCACCCCAGCCCUCCGUGGCAGUGCCGCCAGCAGGGUUGGGGGGCUGGGGGCUCUCCCACCCAGCCCACCCCAGGCAGGCAGAGCCUCCCUCGCCCUCUCCCCCGAGCAGGAGAGCUGUGGGGUGGAAGGUCCAGCCUGGCCAGGAGGAGAUGAGGCAGCAAUGAGCCCAGGGAUGGAGUGUGCCCUGCCCAGAGCCUCUGGGGACAGUGGCAGUGCCAGCCUGCAGCCCCUGGGAGAUGCCCACAGGCUGCAGUACCCGGCGCAGCUGGUCAGCGAGGCGCUGGAGGACGCCCUCAAGGAGAUGGGAGAUGAUGCUCAGCCCCAAGAGGAGCCCACGCCCAGCUCCACGUGGGAUGUCCGUGCCCCCAGCCCCGUUUUCCCCACCAAGGCUGUGCCAGAGGGGCCUGGGGAAGGGCAGGAGGGAUGUGAGGAUGAGGAGAAGGUUGGGGAGGUGAUGCUCCAGGGGCUGGCGAAGGAGAGCAGCACCCUGCAGGACACAGCUCCAUCCCCACCAAGCGUGCACCCUCCCUUGGGGAGCCAGGAAGAUCUGGGAGCAUGGGAGGAAGAGGAAGAAGAGGAAGAGGUCCCUGCUGUGCUGAGCCCAAGGGGUGCAGAAAUGGAGGCCCAGGAAGGGGAUGAGGAUCUGCCUGGGCAGCCAGAGAGCAGCUGGGAAAAGCCAGAGGAGCAAAGGACACAAACCCCCAGCACGGAGGAUGAGGAGGAGGAGCAGGGAGAUGUCCAGCAGGAAGGAACAGAUGGGCAAGAGGAGAAAUGUCCCCACACAGAAGUGGAGAAAUGUCCCCACACAGAAGUGGAGAAAUGUCCCCACAGAGAAGUGGAGAAAUGUCCCCACAGAGAAGUGGAAGCUGCUGGUGCUGUCCUCGUUCAAAGCCACCAGGCUCUGCCCACAGAAGGUCACCUGGAGCAGGACUUUGCUGAUGCAGGGCAGGAAAGGGCUGAGCAGCACAAAAUGCCCAGGUGUGAGGUGGACCUGGCUGCAGAGCAGCGAAGGGAGCAGGAGCUGUGCCCAGAGCAGGAGCCCUCGGGUGCCCCUGAGGCCAUCCCAGCAGAGGAGCCUCCCACAGGAGCUGGAGGAGAUGCUGGGGCAGGGGAGGGGGAGAAGGGAGAGGUCAGCAGGGAGCUGCUGGGAGAGGAGGAUCACGGGGUGGGACAGGACCCCAUGGCAGGAGAAGACCUUGGGGCAGGAGAAGGCCGUGGAGCAGGAGAAGAUCUUGGGGCAGGAGACCAUGAGGCAGGAGAAGAUCUUGGGGCAGAAUAUCUUGGGGCAGGAGAAGGCUCUGGGACAGGAGAAGAUCUUGGGGCAGGAGAAGACCGUGGAGCAGGAGAAGAUCUUGGGGCAGGAGAAGAUCUUGGGGCAGGAGAAGGCUCCAAGUUAGGAGAAGACCAUGGGGCAGGAGACCAUGAGGCAGGAGAAGAUCUUGAGGCAGAAUAUCUUGGGGCAGGAGAAGACUCUGGGACAGGAGAAGAUUUUGGGGCAGGAGAAGUUAUUGGGGCAGAAGAUCUUGGGGCAGGAGAAGGCUCUGAGGCAGAAGUUCUUGGGGCAGGAGACCAUGAGGCACGAGAAGACUCCAAGCCAGGAGAAGAGCAUGGGGUAGGAGAAGAUCUUGGGGCAGAAGAAAGCUCCAAGUUAGGAGAAUGCUCUGAGGCAGGAGAAGAUCUUGGGCCAGAAUUUCUUGGGGCAGGAGAAGAUCUUGGGGCAGGAGAAGGCUCCAAGAUAGGAGAGGACCAUGGGGCAGGAGAAGACCAUGGGGCAGGAGAGGCAGGUGAGACCCUGGAGGGGGACAGCAGAGCCCCAGAGGAGCUGCAGGAAGGAGAGGAGGAGGAACAGGAGGAGCUGGAGCCAGCAGAGGAGCCCUGGGCACAGGAGGGUGACCAUGGCAGUGCCCGAGAGCCCUGGGAGGUGACAGCAGGGGACACGGAGGGACCAGGACAGCCAGCCUGGGCGGGUGGCACGCUGGAAAGGGAGCAGAGAGGUGGCACAGGGCCAGCAGAGCUGGAGGAGGCCCAGGAGGAUGACGAAGGAGAUGCCAGGAGGCAGGAGAUAAGGCAGCAGCAGGCGCUGGCACAGGCUGAGCUGGCACAGCUGGGCAGCGUGGCACAGCCUGUGCCAACCUCUCCUGGUGCCCCUGGGCACAGCCAGGAGCUGGCAGAGGCUCCAGGGGAGCUGGGGCAGGUGCCAGGUGCCAGCACUGAGUGGGCAUUAGAGGAGACCCCCGGAGACACAGAGCUGGCAGAGCUGGAGAGCUCAGGGCUGGUGGCACUGGGGCAGGUGCCAGGUGAGAACAGCGAGUGGGCAUUGGAUGAAGCCACCAGAGAUCCAGAGCUGGUGGCACUGGGGCAAGUGCCAGGUGCCAGUGCUGAGUGGGCACUGGAGGAGACCCCCGGAGACACAGAGCCCCCAGAAUUGGAGAGCUCAGGGCUGGUGGCACCUGGGCAGGUGCCAGGUGAGUGGACACUGGAGGAGACCCCCAGAGACACAGAACCCCCAGAAUUGGAGAGCUCAGGGCUGGUGGCACCGGGGCAGGUGCCAGGUGAGAACAAUGAGUGGGCACUGGAGGAAGCCACCAGAGAGACAGAACCCACACAACUGGAGAGCUCAGGGCUGGUGGCACCGGGGCAGGUGCCAGGUGAGUGGGCACUGGAGGAGACCCCAAGAAGCCCAGAGCUGGCAGUGGGCACGGGCAGGAGGGUGGAGCUGGAGGACACCCUGCCUGACAGCACCCCCCUGCACCUCUACCAGGAGGAGAUGCCGAUGGGCACACCCAGCCCAGACCCUCCAGAGGGCAAGGACACCACGGGCACAGCUCCUGUGUGUGCCACAGCCCAGCAGGGCCAAGGGAGGCACCGGCCACCAGCUGCCAGCGCGCCAGAGGAGGAGGAAGAGGAGGCUGAAGAAGAAGAGGAAGGCUAUUUCAUGGUCUCUGCUCCCGGCCAAGAGGUGUCCAGCUCAGAGGAAGCCGAGAUCCCCGAGGACUUUGAAGAAAUUCAAGUGGACGCAGCUGAAGGCGGCCAAGAUGCUCUGGGGGCUCCUGGGGAAGCAUCUGCAGGGCUAGAGGAGGGCACAGAGCACCUGGAGCUGCUGGCUGCAGGGGCAGAUGAGAGUAUGGAGGUGCCCACUGAGGAGCCCGAGGAUGAGGAGGGCACUGCUGAGCUGGAGGAAGGCCCAGAAGAAGACCCAAACGGCUUUGGGGUGGUGGGACCAUCAUCAGGAGGUUCUGAUGAGCCAGCCCAGGAUGCCACAGCAUGGCAAGGACCAGAGAACCCAGAAGAUCCACAUGAGGAGCUCCACAGCACAGCUGAGCUGGAGGAAGGCCCAGAAGAAGAUCCAAACUGCUUUGGGGUGGUGGGACCAUCAUCAGGAGGUUCUGGUGAGCCAACUCAGGGUGCCACAGGCUCUGCAGGAGGGCACCCAGAAGAUCUGGCUGCUGAUGUAGAUGAUGGUAUGGAGGUGCCCACUGAGGUGCCCGAGGAUGAGGAGGGCACUGCUGAGCUGGAGGAAGGCCCAGAAGAAGAUCCAAAGUGCUUUGGGGUGGUGGGACCAUCAUCACGAGGUUCUGGUGAGCCAACCCAGGGUGCCACAGGUUCUGCAGAAGAGCACCCAGAAGAUCUGGCUGCUGAUCUAGAUGAUGGUAUGGAGGUGCCCACUGAGGAACCUGAGGUGCCAGAGGAUGAGGAGGGCACUGCUGAGCUGGAGGAAGGCCCAGAAGAAGACCCCAGCUCUGUGGGGGUGGUGGGACCAUCAUCAGAAGGUUCUGAUGAGCCAGCCCAGGAUGCCACAGCAUGGCAAGGACCAGAGAACCCAGAAGAUCCACAUGAGGAGCUCCACAGCACAGCUGAGCUAGAGGAAGGCCCAGAAGAAGAUCCAAACUGCCUUGGGGUGGUGGGACCAUCAUCAGGAGGUUCUGGUGAGCCAACCCAGGGUGCCACAGGCUCUGCAGAAGAGCACCCAGAAGAUCUGGCUGCUGAAGCAGAUGUGGAGCUCCACAGCACAGCUGAGCUGGAGGGGGAUGCCAGGACCCCGGGGCUGGCAGGGCAGGAGCAGGAGGAAGAUGAGGAUGAGGAUGAGCCCAGCACGGCUCCCCAUGACCCGAGCAAGGCCAGAGCAGAGCUCCAGGCCCAGGCAGGGCCUGGUGGAGCAGAGCAGCCGGGCACGGAGGAGGAGGCAGCCCUGGGCAGCGGCGGGAGCCUGGGGCAGGGAGGUUCUCCAGAGGUGACCCCAGACAUCCCUGACACAGCCCAGCUGCCCGUGGAGGUCAUGGAAGCCUCGGGGAUUCUGGAGAUCGUUGAGCAGGCGCUGGAGUUCAACCAGGAGCUGAUGGGGGAGAGGCUGGCAGAGGCUGGGCAGGGUCCUGGCACGAGGGAGCUGUCCUGGGAUGGAGGAGAACGCUCCUCCUUGUCCUCCUCCAGCGAGGAGGAGCCCACGGUGCAGGAGGCCCCGGAGGGCGAGCCCCGGGCUCACAACGGGCUGCCCAGCCCGGAGGAGCUGCCCGAGUUCACCGAGGAGCUGCUGAACGGCACCUCCAGCACGGCCCCGGCGCAGGAAACACCCUGGGAGCCCUCGGGGAUGGUGCCAGCGCAGAUAGCCAGCCCUGGGGAUGGCAGUGCCACCAAGCCUCAGGGGGAUGGCAGCCUCAGGGGGAAGCAGCUGAGCCCCGUGUCCCAGCAGCAGCCCUGCUCCUCAGGGGACGAGUGACAGAACCUUCUGGUGGCUCCUUCCUGCCAGGACCCCAUUGUUCCCCCUUAUCCCACCCCUUAUCCCCGUCUCCCCGUGGGUUUUUCACGUGUUUGUGUGGAUUUUUUGCGCCCCUUUUUCAGAGUGAAGAACCACCAAGUUCUGUUGCACCCUCAUGGCCCACCCAAAUUCUCACGUUUGCUCUGGGAUCCUUGCUUCGUUUUGAGUUUCCUUCUGGGUGGCUUGACUGCAGGAACCCACCUGCUAUUUAAUUUAAACUCGGUGUUUCCCCAUUCCCUGCAACUUUCCCUCUCCAAUUCCUCCAGGAUGUCCAGCUGGACCUUAGGGUCCCUCCCAAACUCCCAAACUGCACCCUGGGACUCGGCAUUUUGGGCUACAUCACCCCAGGCUGACCCUGGGUUUUUUACAUGUUUGUGUGGAUUUUUUGCACCCCUUUUUCAGAGUGAAGAACCACCAAGUUCUGUUGUCUCACAGCCCACCCAAAUUCUCACGUUUGCUCUGGGAUCCUUGCUUCGUUUUGAGUUUCCUCCUGGGUGGGUUGCUCUGUUGUAUUUAAUUUAAACUCUGUGUUUCCUCAUUCCCUGCAAGAUUCCCUCUCCAAUUCCUCCAGGACGUCCAGCUGGAGCUUAGGGACCCCCCCAAACUCCCAAACUGCACCUUGGGACUCGGCAUUUUGGGCUACAUCACCCCAGGCUCCCCAACCUGACCCUGGGGGCUGAGCCACGCUGGAUGUACCCAAAAUUAAUUUAAU